This is a messenger RNA of Tilletiopsis washingtonensis, 1283 nucleotides long. RefSeq names its product P-loop containing nucleoside triphosphate hydrolase protein. Gene Ontology annotation, biological process: cytoplasmic translation. NCBI's taxonomy places the organism in Eukaryota, Fungi, Basidiomycota, Exobasidiomycetes, Entylomatales. The record is from RefSeq and is a predicted model, not a curated record. Gene Ontology annotation, molecular function: GTP binding; GTPase activity. The transcript is spliced from 11 exons. Gene Ontology annotation, cellular component: cytoplasm. Bases 31 to 1092 code for a protein of 353 amino acids.
GUCCAGAAGAUCAAGGAGAUCGAGGAUGAGAUGGCCAAGACGCAGAAGAACAAGGCCACGUCCUACCACUUGGGCCAGCUCCGCGCCAAGCUUGCGAAGCUGAAGCGCGAGCUCAUCAUGCCCUCGGGCGGUGGUGGAGGUGCAGGCAUUGGCUUCGACGUGGCCCGCACGGGUAUCGCCAGUGUGGGCUUCGUGGGGUUCCCGAGUGUGGGCAAGAGUACGCUCAUGUCCGGCCUGACCGGCACGACAUCGGAGGCCGCCGCGUACGAGUUCACGACGCUCACCACGGUGCCGGGCACAAUGACGGUGCACGGCGCCAAGCUGCAGAUUCUCGAUCUGCCCGGUAUCAUUGAGGGCGCCAAGGACGGCAAGGGUCGUGGUCGGCAGGUAAUUGCUGUCGCGCGGACAUGCAACUUGAUCUUCAUCGUGCUGGACGUGUGCAAGCCGCUGAAAGACAAGUCGAUUCUGGAGAAUGAGCUGGAGGGCUUCGGCAUCCGGUUGAACAAGCGGCCGCCGAACAUCGUCGUGCGCAAGAAGGACAAGGGCGGCAUCACCAUCACAAACACUGUCCCCUUGACGCACUGCGACCACGACGUCGUCCGCGCCGUGCUCUCCGAGUACAAGAUGAGCAACGCCGACGUGGCCUUCCGCCAGGACGCUACUGUCGAGGACCUCAUUGACGUGCUGGAGGGCAACCGCAUCUACAUUCCUUGCAUCUACGUGCUCAACAAGAUUGACUCGAUCACGAUCGAGGAGCUCGACCUGCUGUACCGCAUUCCCAACUCGGUGCCCAUCUCGAGCAAGAUGUGGCUCAACAUCGACGAGCUGACGGAGCGGAUGUGGACGGAGCUGCGCCUUGUCCGCGUCUACACAAAACCCUCGAAGCAGCCGCCAGACUACUCGCAGCCAGUCGUGCUGCGUGAGGGCAAGUGCACGGUCGAGGACUUUGCCAACUCGAUCCACAAGGAUAUCGUGUCGCAGUUCCGCAUUGCCAUGGUCUACGGCGCCAGUGCCAAGCACCCGCGAGGGCAGCGUGUGGGCCUCGACCACGUGCUGCAGGACGAGGACGUUGUCACCCUCUACAAGCGGUGAAGGCGCCCUCUGCCAUACUUUCGUCGCCGGUCGAAUAAUGACAAUUUCACGCAAACAGCGCGCGAGGCGGGCCCGAGACGUCUAGGUACAUGGUUUACUUGCUGAGGAGGGUAGAGGGAUGAAGGACAGCGGGCGCAGGGACAGAGUGGUUCGACGGCGCAUGAGGGAGCUCAGGUGAGGCAAUUGCAAGG